UCUCUCUCUCACACACACACACACACACACACACACACCCCAAAAUCCAAGCAUGCCAUCAGGUGCAAAGAAGAGGAAAGCUGCAAAGAGAAAGAAGGAAUUGGGUUUCCGUCUCCAUUCAAAUCUCAGAUCUCAUCAAGGAAAUGGUCGAUUGAAUGAUAAUGGUGGUGAAGAUCAACUCACCAACCACAUCCUCCAAGAAACCGAUACUGCAAUAGAUUCUUCUCAAUCUUCCAUCGUAGAUAAAGCAGUCUAUAUAUUGCAAAACGGCCACAACAAUGGCCCCAAUGGAGAAAUAGACAGUAACCAGAAAGAGUAUAUUCAAGCAGUUAGAGAAUUCACUGCCGAUUCGUCUUGUGAGGAUGUGAGUUCAGAAGAAGGGUCCCGAUCUGUUGAGAAUCUGUCGGAGAAGGAAUUGCCUGACUCAUCGCCUGAUGAUGUUUCUGUUAUUGAUCCGUCGGUUGAUUCAAUUGAGCAGCAUGUUUCUUUGUCAGAAGAACUGGAUCGAGUCAUAGAAUCUGACCUAGUUGAGAAUUCCAUAGUAAGUGAAGAGAAAAUGAUGUUGUUGUUAGAUACUCUGAGUGAGAAGCCCAGAUCUGGUGGUGAAUGCGGCAAAGCGUGCGAAAAUCCUGUGAGCUUGGAAAAUGAGGUGUGUCCCAAUGAGGUGAGUUCAGAAGAAGUGUCCCAAUCUGUUGAGAAUCUGUCGGAGAAGGAAUUGCCUGAAUCACUGCCGGAUGAUGUUUCUGUUAUUGAUCCGUCGUUUGGUUCAAUCAAGCAGCAUGUUUCUUUGUCAGAAGAACCAGAUCGAGUCAUAGAAUCUAGCCUAAUUGAGAAUUCCAUGGAUAGCAAAGAGAAAAUGACAUUGUUGUUAGAUAAUCUGAGUGAGAAGCCUAGAUCUGAUGGUGAAUGCUGCAAAGAGUGCGAGAAUCCUGUGGACUUGGAAAAUGAGGUGUGUUUAAAUGAGGUGAGAUCAGAAGAAGAGUCCCAAUCCAUUGAGAAUCUGUCGGAGAAGGAAUUGCCUGAAUCACUGCCUGGUGAUGUUUCUAUUAUUGAUCCGUCAGUUGGUUCAAUUGAGCAGCAUGUUUCUUUGUCAGAAAAACCAGAUCAAGUCAUAAAAUCUGGCCUAAUUGAGAAUUCCAUGGUUAGUGAAGAGAAAAUGGCUUCAUUGUUAGAUACUCUGGGUGAGAAGCCUAGAGCUGGGGGUGAAUGCUGCAAAGAGUGCGAUAAUCCUGCCAGCUUGGAAAAUGAGAUUGCUUCAGAUCCACCAUUGGUGCGGCGGAGUCCGUGGAUGAAUUGCUGUGGAUUGUUCGCCCUUUUGACAGACUCCCACAGAUGAAUUCUAGCUUACACUACCUUCUACGAUGCAGAAACAGGACACAGUGAUGAUGGGAGAUUGGUAAGGAAGAUAGACAAUGGAGAUGUCAUAGCGCAGCUGGUAGCAAAAGUUCAGAUAUUUCGAAUAAGAUUGAUUCACAAUCAUGGUGAUGUUUGAGUUGUUGUUGUUUUUUUUUUUUUUUUCCUCUUUCUUUUAUUUUUCCGGCAUGCAGCCAGCAAUGAACCUGAGUAACUAGUAUUUUAUUUCAGUCGGGAUUUUUGCUGGUGCAGGUGAUCAGAUCAGCAUCUAUGAUUGUAGUUGCUGGACGAUGUUUAGGGAUUAAUGUUGUUUGGCAAGAAAGAUGACUUGUUUUUCUCAGGGUGGUAGGUUGUGUUUGCAGUUUUGAGGUGAAAUUGGGUUACAUGACAAGUGGAGAAAUGGAAAUGUGUGUCAUGGAGGAUUAUAUGCAAUGUGGAAUUUCCAUCUGA
Molecule: messenger RNA, 1803 nt
Organism: Magnolia sinica
Lineage: Eukaryota; Viridiplantae; Streptophyta; Magnoliopsida; Magnoliales; Magnoliaceae
Exons: 4
Coding region: 53-1336 (427 amino acids)
Source: RefSeq, a predicted model, not a curated record